Molecule: messenger RNA, 504 nt
Organism: Ooceraea biroi (clonal raider ant)
Lineage: Eukaryota; Metazoa; Arthropoda; Insecta; Hymenoptera; Formicidae
Product: DNA-binding protein HEXBP-like
Molecular function (GO): zinc ion binding; nucleic acid binding
Source: RefSeq, a predicted model, not a curated record
AUGGUUCGGGGUCUGGAGGACUCCAUCUCGGCCAUCGCCACUGCGGGGGGCUGCAGUCCCACUUCGGUGGAGACGGGCCCCCAUAAAACGGCGCCGGACGGCCUGGGCCGAGUGUGGGUCCGGUGUCCUGCCAUCGCGGCACUCAAGGUCGCGAAGCAGGCCCGGAUCCGGAUCGGCUGGACGAGAGUGGGGGUGGUGCUGCUGGAGCCACGCCCCCUCCAGUGCUAUAAAUGCCUGGAGGUGGGGCACGUACAGCAGCGCUGCCCCAACCAGGCGAACCGCGGCGACCGGUGCUACCAUUGUGGCGGCACUGGUCACCGCGCCAGGGACUGCCCCGCUGAGGCCCCCCACUGCUCGCUCUGCGCGGACUUGGGGAAGCUCGCGGGGCAUCGCCUGAGCGGUCCGGCCUGCGCCCGCAAUAAUAGCGGGCGCAAAAAGAAAGGGGGAAGGGCAGCGGUGGAGGGGUCGGGGACACCUAGUGCCCCCGUUACACCCACCCCGUAG